Molecule: messenger RNA, 2012 nt
Organism: Carassius carassius (crucian carp)
Lineage: Eukaryota; Metazoa; Chordata; Actinopteri; Cypriniformes; Cyprinidae
Exons: 2
Coding region: 183-2012 (609 amino acids)
Biological process (GO): cell adhesion; bicellular tight junction assembly
Cellular component (GO): plasma membrane; bicellular tight junction
Molecular function (GO): structural molecule activity
Source: RefSeq, a predicted model, not a curated record
AAAGCAGAAACAAACACUUGCCGGGGGGAUUUGAUUUCAUAGCAACCUGCCCUGGCGUUCCCUCCCUCCCCUGAGCGAGAGGGCGGAGGCUGGGAACAGGUGAACACCUAUCAGCUCCAGUUCCAGCGGGAUGCAAAACAUCACAGGCGAUACCAGUCCUCACUCUUCAGGCUCCUGGAAUCAUGGCAAACAGUGCCCUGGAGAUCGUGGGAAUGUGCGUAAGCCUGAUCGGCCUCAUUGGGGUGGCGGCCAGCACCGGGAUGCCGAUGUGGCGGGUGACGGCGUUCAUCGGGGAGAACAUCAUCGUGAUGGAGACCCGCUAUGAGGGCUUGUGGAUGAACUGCUUCCGGCAGGCCAACAUUCGGAUGCAAUGUAAGGUGUAUGACUCUUUGCUGGCACUGUCUCCGGACCUCCAGGCCGCUCGGGGGCUCAUGUGCUGCUCUGUGGCGUUGACCGGUCUGGGUUUACUUAUCUCCAUCGCUGGGAUGAGGUGCACGGCAUGCAUCCAAGGGAACGACCGUGCCAAGCGGAUGGUUCUGAUCAUCGCUGGCUGCAUGAUCCUAGCGGGCUGCUUCUGCUGCCUCAUCCCCAUCUCCUGGACCGGACACACCAUCAUCCAGGACUUCUACAACCCCUUGCUCAUCGACGCCCAGCGUAGGGAACUAGGGGAAGCGUUGUACAUUGGUUGGGUGUCUUCCGCCUUCUUAUUCGCUGGUGGGUGCAUAUUCACCUGCUGCAACGGCCCUCUGGACAAGGGCCCGGAUCAGAGGUACAUGUACAACAAGAACGCACCUUAUGUGGCCUAUCAGCCACAACCCGUGGCCUACCACCCUCAGCCUCGCUCGGUAUACAGUCACCCGUCUGGGCCACCUUCAUUCAUUGAGCAGUCAUAUCAACCGUCCAGGCAGCAGUCGUUCAUUCAGCCUUCCAGACAGCAGUCAUUCAUACAACCGUCCCGACAUCCAUCCGCCCGCAGCGCCGUGGCUUAUUCAAUGAUGGUUCAGGGCAAGUGUGAACUCAUCGCUCUGUGUCUGGGCAUCAUCGGUCUGAUCGGAGCGGUGGCUGUCACGAGUCUUCCCAUGUGGAAAGUGACGGCGUUCAUCGGUGAGAACAUCAUCGUGAUGGAGACGCGCUGGGAGGGUCUGUGGAUGACAUGCUUCAGACAGGCCAACAUCCACAUGCAGUGCAAAGUCUACGACUCUCUGCUGUUCCUGCCGCCGGACCUGCAGGCGGCCCGUGGGUUGACGUGUUGUGCUCUGGCUCUGUCUGGAUUUGGGCUGCUUGUGUCUCUCGUAGGCCUUCGUUGCACGUUGUGUCUCAGGGAUCAACCGCGGGCCAAAAGCCUCAUUACGAUGGCCACAGGGGUAAUGCAGAUUUUAGCAUCCUUUUGCAUAAUCAUUCCUGUCUCUUGGACGGCCCACACCAUCAUUAGAGACUUCUACAACCCUCUACUGAUAGACGCCCAGCGCAGGGAACUAGGAGAGGCGCUGUAUAUCGGUUGGGUAACUAGUGCUUUUCUGUUGGCGUCUGGAAUUAUAUUUCUCUGUCGUCGUGUUGAACCCAAACCAGUCUCAUUUCAUGCUCGUCCACCAGCUAACAAACCCAUUUUAAACCGCGUCCAGACCUUUAACUCUAUGAGACACCAGCCUUUGGUCCAGAGCAACAGUCUUUCCAUUCAACAGCCUUCGGCGUCCGUGUUCAGCUACGCCAUUACGCCCUCUAGUGGUCAACAUUCACCCCACAGUAUGCAGGCCAUGGCCACGGGGUCUUUAGUGUACAGUCAGAAUGGUCAGAAUCCAAACUAUUAUGGCCAAAAUGUGAUGCAGUAUGUACCCAGGAACAGACAUUACCCGCUUCAGCUUUCCACGCACUUUAAAGAAAGCACUGUCAGUGAUCCGUACACUUCAUACACCACCGGAUCCACGUUUCAUCCUGCGCCACAGAAUCCACUCUUCGUAGGGUACAACUACUCCAGGAUGCAGUCAUACAGCAGCUCUGCAUUGCGUAUAUAA